This is a messenger RNA of Entamoeba dispar SAW760, 1188 nucleotides long. RefSeq lists its product as uncharacterized. NCBI's taxonomy places the organism in Eukaryota, Evosea, Mastigamoebida, Endamoebidae. The record is from RefSeq and is a predicted model, not a curated record. The transcript has a single exon. Bases 1 to 1188 code for a protein of 395 amino acids.
AUGAGAUUAACCAACCUUGGCAUUUUAUUGUUAGUCUUUGUUAUGACAUGCUUUUUUUUAAUCAUGGAACCAAGGAUAUUCACCAGGUUAAUGACUCAAAACAACAAAAAGAUUAAGAAAGAUACGUUUAUUCAAAAAGAUGAAUUAGAAAAUAAAACAGUAGAAAUUAAAGAAGAGGAAGAAGUAGUAGAAACUAAAUACAUUCCACCUAAAUUUACUUUUACUGAAGAUGAAUUAAAAAACCAUCCAAACCAAAAUCCUAGAUUAGUAAGAUCUUCUUAUCCUGGAAUUAGUAAUAUUCGACUAAAUUAUGAAGGUAAAUGUGGUGAACUCUUCAAAUACCCACCACACACUACAAAAGACAUUGUUUUUGGUGCUUUUGAAGAGUAUAGUAAUAAUUCUCCUGACCAAGUAAGCUUCAGAGAAAGAAUAGCUAGAACACUUGAAAUUACUAGGACAACAUUAUCAAAAGCCAAGUUUGUUGUAUACUAUAAAGGAACUAUUAGUAAAGCAAUGGAAAAAUUAUUUAAUUAUUAUAAAGUUGAAUUAAUUAAAGCACCAGCAAAAUAUGAUAAAUUUCAUAUUGCUAAUGCAAGAUUCUUUUUAUUCUAUGACUAUAUGAUGAAACACCGUUCAGAGAUUGAUAGAGUUUUAAUGAUUGAUCUUAAAGACGUUUACGUCUUUGCUGAUAUUUUUGCAGCAGUAGAUCCAAGUCAAUGGGUUAUGAUGAGUGAAUGUUUUGAUCAUAGAUUUUGUCUUCAUUUAGGAGAAGGACAUUGGCAUAAUGAAAGGUUGAGAGAGUUUUAUGGAAAUCCACCAUUAAGAGAAUGGAGAAAUUUAAAUGUAGUAGAAAUUAAUAGUGGGUUCCAUAUUGGAAAUGUAAAUAAAGCGAUUGAAUUCUGUGAAUAUUAUAUUUCUAACUUUGAAAUAAAAUAUUGCGAUAGAUGGGCAUAUGAACAACAAAUGACUAAUGUAAUUAUAUGGACAAAACCUAAUAAACUCAAUGCUGUUGUAGUAGACAAAUGUGAUCAACUUAUGUGUUUCCCUGCAGCAUUACCAGCAAUCUUUUCAUUUUCAAAUGGAAAUUCAAUUCGUUAUGCUAAAGAUGGAUGUUCACCAAUAGUUCUUCAUAAAGGAUUACCACCAACGUGGGAUAGAUUUUAUAAUUUUGAAAAUAAAAUAAACUAA